Messenger RNA from Ylistrum balloti, 2219 nucleotides. Its product is annotated as signal recognition particle receptor subunit alpha-like. Gene Ontology annotation, molecular function: GTP binding; signal recognition particle binding; ATP hydrolysis activity. The transcript is spliced from 14 exons. NCBI's taxonomy places the organism in Eukaryota, Metazoa, Mollusca, Bivalvia, Pectinida, Pectinidae. Gene Ontology annotation, biological process: SRP-dependent cotranslational protein targeting to membrane. Bases 47 to 1957 code for a protein of 636 amino acids. Gene Ontology annotation, cellular component: endoplasmic reticulum membrane; signal recognition particle receptor complex. The record is from RefSeq and is a predicted model, not a curated record.
CCUGUCAUUUAGCAGAACAACAUUUGGAAUUUUGACGCGAGAGACGAUGUUGGACUUCUUCGCUAUUUUCAGCAAAGGUGGUCUAGUCCUUUGGUAUUUCCAAGGAACCUCCCAACUUUUUACACCAUCUAUCAACUCCUUGAUCAAGACCGUCCUCUUACAGGAGAGAAGUGGUAACAACUCCUUCACACACGAUGCUCUGACGUUGAAAUAUAAACUUGACAAUGAGUUUGAGAUGGUGUUUGUGGUGGGUUACCAAAAAAUACUACAGUUAUCAUACAUUGAUAAGUUUCUGAGUGAUAUCCAGUUGGAGUUUCGUAACAAGUACAAAGAUGAUAUCCAGAACGGCAAGAUGUCGCGGAAUUUAGACUUCAGUGCUGAUUUUCACCGCAUGUUGAAACAGUCUGAGGAGGAGAGUCGUGUGGAGAAAGUUGGAAGACCUAUGAGAAGAUUUGAGGAUUCUAAAAAAUCUCAAAAAACUAUAUCAUCAAUGGUUGAGAAAAAAAAUGAAGAGAAGAAGUCAAGCAAGGCCAAAGGGAAAGAAAACCAACCUGUAAAAACUGUUACUAUUAAAGAACCAGAGAUAGCACAAGAAACAGCUCCUGUCACCAAUGGGACACUGGAUGAAGAAACACUGAGAAAGAACAGGGAAAAAUUCUUUGAGAAAAUGCAAGGUGGCAAGAAACCAAAGACCAGCCCUAAAACCAACACUCCAGAGGGGAAAAAGAAAGGAAAAGUUGGUCGUGUUUGGGAAGGGGCUGGUACUAACAAGGAUAUGAAGAAUCUGGACUUUAGCAAUGCCAACGGCGACAGUAGCAAGAUUCCAGACGAAGAAGUCGUGCCAACAAUGGCUGAGCGGUCCCUGGUGGGGUCCAUGAAGGGAAGUAUCAAGGACAUUGAGGAGGAUGAAGUGGAAGAGGAGAUCAACUACGAGGAGGAGCUGAACCAGACAUCAUCUAAAGUAAACUCAAAAGGUAGUACAAAGUCUGGUGGAUCUGGGAUGUUCAGUAUGUUUAAGAAUCUGAUCGGAUCAAAAACCCUCACCAAAGAAGAUCUGGACACUGCCCUUGAUAAAAUGAGGGAGCAUCUUGUAGCCAAAAAUGUAGCCUCUGAUAUUGCUGCAAAGCUUUGUGAUUCUGUAGCAGCAAAACUCGAAGGACGAGUGUUGGGAACUUUUAACACUAUUGCCCACACUGUGAAAACGGCUCUGAAUGAGUCUUGUGUGCAGAUUUUACUGCCAAAACGACGUAUAGACAUUCUUCGUGAUGCUAUGGAGGCCAAACAGCAGAAGAGACCCUAUACCAUCACCUUCUGUGGGGUAAACGGUGUCGGAAAGUCAACUAAUCUGGCUAAGAUUUGUUUCUGGUUGGUUGAGAAUGGGUUUCGUGUUCUGAUCGCGGCAUGUGAUACAUUCCGUGCGGGCGCUGUGGAACAGUUGAGGACACAUACACGUAAACUGAAUGCACUUCAUCCCAACGUACAUUCUGAUGGCCAGCACAUGGUGAAGCUGUAUGAAAAAGGCUAUGGCAAGGAUGCUGCUGGCAUAGCUAUGGAAGCCAUUAAUUAUGCACGAGACUACCACAUUGACAUUGUUCUGAUAGACACCGCUGGACGUAUGCAGGACAAUGAGCCUCUAAUGAGAGCUUUAUCUAAGUUAAUCCGAGUGAACCAGCCGGAUCUGGUUCUGUUUGUAGGUGAGGCUUUGGUUGGAAAUGAGGCUGUAGAUCAGCUGACCAAGUUUAACAAGGCACUCAUUGAUCACUCCAGUAGUGAUAUCCCUCGUGUCAUUGACGGCAUCAUUCUUACUAAGUUUGAUACAAUUGAUGACAAGGUUGGAGCGGCUAUUUCCAUGACAUACACCACCGGUCAACCCAUUGUGUUUGUAGGCACUGGACAGACAUACACAGAUCUACGUAACCUUAAUGCUAAGGCUGUGGUCAGUUCUCUCCUCAAGUGACCUCUCUGAAUGACCCCAAACUAGUGGUCACAUGACUGUUGAAACAGUACAGUGUUCACUCUCAUCUUUGAUAUUAUGUUUUUAUCAGUAGUUUGUGAUUUCUACUACAAACAUGGUAGCUUUGGACAAACAACUUUAACAUUUAGGAAGAUGUCAUCACCUUGAUUAUACUUAUGUUUAUUUUGUAACAAGCCUAGGGAUUCUGAACAUUACCUCUGAAAGGUGGGUAGAAGGAGGGGAUCAGGUGCUUCACAGGAUUGGA